UUCAGUUAGUCGUUGGACCUAGCUCGCCAAAACUGGGCAGAUUUGAUCUAGAAAAUUAACAAUCUCAAUUGAAAUUUAUCACUUGCAAAAUAUUUUAUUUAAUGUUUUCCCAAAUUGCAAUUUAUGAGACCUUCCAAACAACUGUAAUACCGUUGUUAUUAUGAAUCAUUCGAUGGCAUCGACGCCGGAUAUGCACAACAUUUACGAUUUUCAUCAUCAUCACCACCAACAGCAACAGCACCAGCAACAAUCACCCGAUUUGCUCAGAAGUGGAGGUCACGUUGUGACCACUAAAGCUGAUUCUUCAUCCUCGUCGCCGUCACUCUGUUAUAAUAAGACUUCGACUUUCUCYCAAGAUUUCAUGUUGGCCAACGACUCGUGUCAAACGCAUCAGCAACAGGACGGCGACAGUUGCAGUGACGGAGAAGAUUCAAGUCAACCUAGUUGCACUUACCGUUCUGUCCACCACAGUUUCGUGGGGACUUCGAUAAGACAAGGUGCUGACUUGACGUCGUCAGGUGGUUCAAUGGGUCGGCAGAAUAUGGUAGGGGUGGUAGCGGAUGGUUACUAUGGUGCGGGUAGCGGAAACCACGGUAGUGGUAGCGCGGGCCAUCAUCAUCACCACCAUCACCAUGGUCACCACCAUCAUCAUAAUAGCAAUGGAAACGGUCAUAAUCAUCAUCACCACCAUCAUCACAACGCUCCGGCAGGAAUGGUGGCAUCGGCGGCGAUUGUGGAUGCGCAAGGGGCGGGCGGCGUCAGCGGUGGAGGUGGCGGGUACAGGGUGCAGAGGCAAGCAGCCAACAUACGGGAACGUAGACGAAUGUUGAGGUCAGACCUGGCGCCGACUCGGGCAGCGGAUAGGCCCACGCCGGUCAAAAUCAGCAUCAACUCGGCGUUCGACGAGCUCCGCGGUCAUGUGCCCACGUUCCCGUACGAGAAGCGCCUCAGCAAGAUCGACACSCUCCGUCUGGCGAUCGCUUACAUUGCGUUGUUGCGCGAAGUCCUGUCGGCCGACUGUGACCCACUGACCUAUGUCCAGCGGUGUCUAAGCGGAGAGCGGACGCCCGAACGYGCCGAAUGGAAUACCAGUGAUCUAACAGCCAGGCUUUCGUGGAUCAACUGGGAAAACUUGGGCGUGAAUCCCAACAGACGAGGUGUCUUGACGUCUUAUUCGAUUCCUGACAACGUCAACAAUUAAAAUAUGCUGRCRAGUUAGGUCGUUUAAACCCGUCGCCUUUGUACAUACUAGUAAAAUGUGUAUAUUAUUUCCGUUUUAAUAGUCAUUUAUUUGUUCGUUGUUAAUA
Molecule: messenger RNA, 1307 nt
Organism: Diuraphis noxia (Russian wheat aphid)
Lineage: Eukaryota; Metazoa; Arthropoda; Insecta; Hemiptera; Aphididae
Biological process (GO): regulation of transcription by RNA polymerase II; developmental process
Molecular function (GO): protein dimerization activity; DNA-binding transcription factor activity, RNA polymerase II-specific; RNA polymerase II transcription regulatory region sequence-specific DNA binding
Source: RefSeq, a predicted model, not a curated record